This is a messenger RNA of Telopea speciosissima, 522 nucleotides long. RefSeq lists its product as uncharacterized. The record is from RefSeq and is a predicted model, not a curated record. Bases 1 to 522 code for a protein of 173 amino acids. The transcript has a single exon. NCBI's taxonomy places the organism in Eukaryota, Viridiplantae, Streptophyta, Magnoliopsida, Proteales, Proteaceae.
AUGACUUCCCAAUUAUCUUUCAUCAAAGUUUUGAAUGGUUCAAAUUUUGAGGAAUGGAAAGAUUCUCUUAUCAUCACUCUUGGGAUUAUGCGACUUGAUUUUGCCCUGAGAUUUGAUGAGCCCACCAAGCCCACAGCUGAUAGUGACACUGCAGCAAAGGCUCUCUAUGAAAAAUGGGAGGAGUCAAAUAGAUUGUGCUUAUUGAUCAUGCAGCACACCAUGGACAAGAUGAUAAAGAAGAGUGUGCCUGCAACUGAAAAGGCUAAGGAUUUUCUUGUAGCUGUCAGCAAGAAAUUCAUCAAACAUGAUAAGGCUGAAAAGGGUACUUACAUGGAAUGGUUCACAAACACCGAGUAUGAUGGUACGCGUGGUGUACGCAACCAUAUCCUGAAGAUGACCAACUAUGCCAACAAGUUGGGGGAGAUGGAAGUGACCAUAUCAGAUUCUUUUCUUGUGUGGCAGAUUAUGAAGCCACUUCCAUCACAGUUUGAAAGUCUCAAGAGCUCCUAUGGUGCUAAUUAG